UUUUUCUCGCCUCAAAUCCGACUUUCCCCUCCAUCGACUUCGUAUAUCCUUGACGCAGAUCCUACCAGUCGCUUGCGAACCGCGACGCGCAAAAUAUCGCAAUGGGCUGGUUCUGGGCCGAGCCGCCGCCUGAGGCCGGCAUUCCGCAAGGACACCCUGCCGUGCCUUUGAACAAAGAGCCUCCGCCCGGAUGCCCGAUGCACCAAAAGGCCGCCGAUGCCUUCAACCCACACAAAGCCAAACCCGUCCAGCCCGUCGAGAAGCCGUCGUCCUCCGGCUGCCCGGUCCCCCACGGCUCGUCGUCGCCUCUGCCGCCGUCUUCCUGUCCCGUGCCCCAUGGCUCCCGUAACCAGCAGCAGGAGGAGCCCAAGUCGCUACUCUCUCAGCUCAACCCCCUCAAUUACAUGUUCCCGGACCUGUCACAGAAGCCAGCGCCUAAGCAAACAAUGGCGCUGCCGACGGAGCGCGAAGAGUCCUCCAUCCCCAAGGGCUCCGGCGACGGCACAUGGGAGUAUCCGUCCCCCCAGCAGAUGUACAACGCCCUGCUGCGAAAGGGCUACACCGACACGGACAUCACGGCGGUGGAGUCUAUGGUCUCUGUGCACAACUUCCUGAACGAGGGCGCGUGGCAAGAGAUUGUCGACUGGGAGAAGCGGUUUGCGCGCGGCCUGUACAGGGGCUGGCAGGUCUGCAAGCGGGGAGAGGCGCACGCGGAGGAGGAGCUGGAUCGGCACUGGGAUGGGGUCGAGGUCAACCCGACGCUCAUUCGCUUCCAGGGCCGGCCCAAGGACCUCACGCCCAAGGCGACGAUGCUGCAGGUCCUGGGCUGGAUCUACCCCGAGAAAUUCGGAACGGACCUCCCCUUUGAUCGUCACGACUGGUACGUCUCCCGCGACGUCAACGGCGAGAAGAAGGAGAUCCGCUACGUCAUCGACUACUACUCCGGCGAGCCGGAGCCGACCGGGGAGCCCGUCUUCUACCUCGACGUCCGGCCCGCGGCCACGCCCCUGGGCGCUGCCGAGCGCAUCAUCCGCUGGAGCACCGACGUGUGGUGGAAGGCGAUAGGCGGCGACCAGCGGGAGCAGAACCCGCAGCCAUUCUUCCGCCACAACGCCGUCAAGCCUUGGGGUUGAGGAAUGAUCAAGUCUUUUGACGAUGAGGAUGAAA
This is a messenger RNA of Trichoderma citrinoviride, 1167 nucleotides long. RefSeq lists its product as hypothetical. Gene Ontology annotation, cellular component: mitochondrion. Bases 102 to 1133 code for a protein of 343 amino acids. The record is from RefSeq and is a predicted model, not a curated record. NCBI's taxonomy places the organism in Eukaryota, Fungi, Ascomycota, Sordariomycetes, Hypocreales, Hypocreaceae. Gene Ontology annotation, molecular function: holocytochrome-c synthase activity. Gene Ontology annotation, biological process: cytochrome c-heme linkage. The transcript is spliced from 4 exons.